This is a messenger RNA of Kwoniella shivajii, 1764 nucleotides long. RefSeq lists its product as uncharacterized. The record is from RefSeq and is a predicted model, not a curated record. Gene Ontology annotation, biological process: lactate metabolic process. The coding region runs from base 1 to 1764 and encodes 587 amino acids. Gene Ontology annotation, molecular function: L-lactate dehydrogenase (cytochrome) activity. Lineage: Eukaryota; Fungi; Basidiomycota; Tremellomycetes; Tremellales; Cryptococcaceae. The transcript has 11 exons.
AUGAUAAGUUCACUGCUGCAAAGGUCGCAUCAUGCAGUCAGGAAUAUCACGAAGGUUGCUCGCGUAACGAGUGCUUCAAGAUCGGCAUCGCGGUACUAUACAAGCAGUUCGCAAUCGUCCUCCAGGCAGCCGUUAGGUAGUCGAUCGCUUAUGUUGGCAGUGGCGACAGGCACCAUCACUCUUGCGCUUCUUACCCGCCCGGUUCUUGCCGAUAGUGGAGUUGAUGUGGAAAAGGAACAACAAGAGGAUAUAGAUGGUGUUGUGUCUGGCGCAAAAGGCUCCAAGAAGCAAAGAGAACAGUCCGAUGUCGAUAUCGCUGAGGACUUACGUGAGAAGUACGGAUCAAAUGCUGAGCUACAUGGCGAAUAUCUUUCAUUAAUAGAGGUCGCCAGACAUAAUCUAUCUCAGGACGCGUGGGUGGUAGUAGAAGGGAAAGUCUUUGAUGUGUCCGAUUUCCAUAAAUAUCAUCCUGGAGGGUCGGCGAUAAUUGUGGCCAACGCCGGACGAGACGUCACUGAGCUUUCUAAGCCGGUUCAUCCCCCGAGGACUCUUGAGAAUAACCUUCCUCCCGAGAGCUUCAAGGGCUAUGUCAAUCCCAAAGAAGUGGCUGCUUCAGCAGCGGCAGUAAAAGCGGAACAGGAUCGAGUGGCCAAUGCACGGCUGAAACUUCCUCCGCCGGAGACGAUGUUGGGACUGGAUGAAAUCGAGGAGUCGGCAAAGUCAUUCCUGAGCCCCAGAGUCACCAAUUAUUACAGUGCAUCGUCACUCGAUGGUUACUCUACAGCAGACAAUCGCAACGCUUUCCGAAAAUGUCGCUUGCUGCCGAGAAUCAUGAAGAACGUCAAUACCGUUGCUCCGCAGACGACGAUUUUUGGCAUACCGUCCGCCUUACCUAUCUAUGUAUCUCCUUCCUCAAACGCAUUACUGGGUCAUCCAGAUGGAGAAUUAAAUAUAACCCGUGGAGCAGCGAAGACAGGAAUCGUACAGGGUGUUUCUGCUGCUGCAUCAUUCCCCCUGGAAGAGAUUCUGGAUGAGAAGGAUCGUAUGGACGAAGCGAUCGGAGAGAAAAUGGGAUUAGUCUAUCAAGUGUAUCUACAGAAAGAUCGAUCGAAACAUGAGGCACAAGUGCGCGAGGCGGUGGAAAGGGGCUGCCAGGCAUUGCUUCUCACGGUGGAUUCCAAUGUUGGUGAUCUUCGACAGAGCACCGAGAAGCUGAAGGGUACCACAGGUGACCUAGAACCUGGAAGGAGGAUGGAGCCGUUCACUGAUCCACCAGGAUAUCACGAUCCCACGCAGGAGUGGGAAGAUCUGGCGAAGCUGAAAGAGCUGGCUUCGGGUGUUCCUAUUUACUUGAAGGGUGUAUGCCAUAUUGACGAUGUGAGGAAAGCAAAAGAGGCUGGCUUAGCAGGAUGUAUAUUCUCAAAUCAUGGAGGGCGUCAACUCGAUCAGGCCCGAACUGGUUUUGACAGCUUACGGCAAGUAUACUAUGAGGAUCCCAAUCUAUGCAAAGAGAUCGAGCUGUAUAUCGAUGGUGGUGUAAGGCGAGGAUCGGAUGUUCUGCAAGCUUUGGCGUUUGGAGCGCGCGGAGUAGGUUUAGGACGGCCUUUCCUAUACGCUCAAGCAGCGUAUGGGGAGCAGGGUGUUAUCAGGACUGUGCGAAUCCUAGAGAACGAAAUUCUGAACGCAAUGCGUCUCAUGGGUGUUACCACGAUUGAAGAAAUCAAACCCAGCAUGGUGGAGUGCCUCCAGGAGAUAUGGAAGUGA